AUGGGAAAGCUAAGCUGCAGCCCUCGCCAUUCAUCAACACACGUGGGUAGGCAUCCACACAACCUCAUUCACAUGGACGUCUCUGGUCCAAUGCCAGAUGCAUCUGUGGGUGGGACUCGCUGCUUCACCGCCUUAUAUGAUGACUUUAGCAAGUUUUUUGAGUUGUGCUGCAUAGCAGUCAAAGGUGAGGUACCUGGCACUGUUCAUAAAGUUUCGCAGCAGUGGGAAAGGCAGACCGGGGUAGAGGUUCAUUUUUUGUAUCUGUAG
Molecule: messenger RNA, 267 nt
Organism: Volvox carteri f. nagariensis
Lineage: Eukaryota; Viridiplantae; Chlorophyta; Chlorophyceae; Chlamydomonadales; Volvocaceae
Exons: 1
Coding region: 1-267 (88 amino acids)
Source: RefSeq, a predicted model, not a curated record